Molecule: messenger RNA, 1074 nt
Organism: Porites evermanni
Lineage: Eukaryota; Metazoa; Cnidaria; Anthozoa; Scleractinia; Poritidae
Source: the annotation of a GenBank genome assembly
AAAGGAAUUUAUGAAGAUUUUUAUCGUAGACCAAAACCUCUAGUAAUGAAUUCAAAAACACAAAAAGAAUUUAAUGAAUCGGUUAAUUGUCAUAUUUGUAGUUGCGAAUUGGGGGAUGAUAGAGUUAGAGAUCAUUGUCAUUUUACAGGUGAGUACCGUGGAGCAGCACAUAACAAAUGUAAUCUUAUGUGUAAAAAACCAAGAAUACUACCAGUUAUAUUUCAUAAUCUUCAGGGUUAUGAUGCUCAUUUGUUUAUAAAACAACUUGCUAAAAUAGAUGGUAAACUUGAUUGUAUUCCAUCUACGGAAGAAAAAUACAUUUCAUUUUCUAAAGUUAUUAAAGUUGGAGAAUUUAAACAUAUUAGUGGUGAUGUUUUACCAAUAAAUUUUGAAAUCAGAUUUUUAGAUUCAUUUAAGUUUCUUCAAACAUCACUUGCAAAUCUUGUUUCAAAUUUAUCACAAGAUGACUUUCAUAAUACAAAAAAAGAAUUUAAGAAAAAUAUAUCACUACUUACUAGAAAAGGAGUUUAUCCUUAUGAUUAUGUUUCAUCACUUGAUAAAUUAUCAGAAACAUGUUUACCACCAAAAGAUGAAUUUUAUUCAAAACUUAAUGAUGAAGAUAUAUCAGAUGAAGAUUACCAACAUGCAAUUAAAGUCUGAAAUACAUUUGGAUGUAAAACAAUUAAAGAUUAUCAUGAUUUAUAUCUCAAGUCUGAUGUUCUAAUAUUAGCAGAUGUAUUUGAAAAUUUUAGAGCAACUUGUCUUAAACAUUACAAGCUAGAUCCAGCUCAUUACUACACAUCUCCAGGGUUGGCUUGGGAUGCAUGUCUCAAAACUACAGGUCAGCAUUUACAGUUAUUACAUGACUAUGAUAUGUUAAUGAUGUUUGAGCGUAGUAUUCGUGGUGGAAUAACACAUAUUUCAAAAAGAUAUGCAGAAGCAAAUAAUAAAUAUAUGAAAAAUUAUAAUCCUGAAAAGAAGUCAACAUUUAUUCAAUAUUUAGAUGCAAACAAUCUUUACGGUUGGGCAAUGUCUCAAAGUCUUCCAACUCAUGGAUUUAAAUGGAUGUCCAAU